AUGAUCGACGUUGACGUGCUGCUUCUGUUUCACGGUGUGGCGAUCGUUCUUCUAACGCAUGUGAUCCUCUUAUGCGGAAGAAAGAAGGCGGGUGCGGAUGCCGAAGUAUCAGACCGCCAAUCAACGGAACCCGUGUCUGAACCCACUGAACGUAGCGAAAAGGCUAAAUCUGAGCGGGUUCUAGACAAGGAACAACUCUCCGUCAUCGCAAUAUGCAAGUUCUGUCUCCGUGAUAUUAUAAUCAAUCGUGCAUUGCAAAUUGAGCUGGAGAUGCAAGAGUGUGCUCAUUUAUAG
Messenger RNA from Ostertagia ostertagi, 294 nucleotides. Lineage: Eukaryota; Metazoa; Nematoda; Chromadorea; Rhabditida; Trichostrongylidae. The record is from the annotation of a GenBank genome assembly.